Molecule: messenger RNA, 2037 nt
Organism: Stomoxys calcitrans (stable fly)
Lineage: Eukaryota; Metazoa; Arthropoda; Insecta; Diptera; Muscidae
Product: prolyl 4-hydroxylase subunit alpha-2-like
Exons: 6
Coding region: 1-2037 (678 amino acids)
Biological process (GO): peptidyl-proline hydroxylation to 4-hydroxy-L-proline
Cellular component (GO): endoplasmic reticulum
Molecular function (GO): procollagen-proline 4-dioxygenase activity; L-ascorbic acid binding; protein binding
Source: RefSeq, a predicted model, not a curated record
AUGAAACCAAUUUUAAAUUUAGUGUUGCUAUUGAGUGCCUUUGUUCAUAUAAAAUGUGACUUUUAUUCAUCAGUUUCGGGCUUAGAAAAUCUACUCGCAGUGGAAGAAAACUAUUUGAACUCCUUGGAGAAACAUUUGCAACAAGUGGAAAAAGUUCACAAUGAAUUUAAGAGUAUUCUAGCUGAAAUCGAAUCGGAGCACUCUUAUGUGGAGCAAAAUGCCAGCCAAUAUUUUGACGAUCCCAUGAAUGCUUUUAAAAUUAUUCGAAGACAAGCGAUCGAUAUACCACAAAUCAAUGAUAUGAUCACAUCAAUUCAGGAUUUUAAAGUUUUUAAUGAAUCGCUGAAAACUUCCUCCGAGCAUAUUGUCCUACCCAGUGCUGCGGAUUUGAAGGGAGCAGCGCUUGGCUUAUCGCGUCUUCAAAAAAUUUACAAACUUGAUACUGAGGAUAUGGCCGAGGGCUAUCUAGAAGACGAAAAAUUUAGUUCAUCCAUGUCGGCCUUUGACUGUUAUAUUCUAGGACGAACCUUGUAUGAGGCAAAGGAUUAUGGAUUGGCCAGUGAAUGGUUGUUAGAGGCUCUACAUAAAACUGAAGAUCUUGAAAAUGGUAUUGUAGAAGAAGAUUAUGAGCAGAAGGAAGAGCAAUAUUUACAGGAAGAAGGUGAAGGAGAAUGGAAUAAGAAGAAGAAAGAUGCAAUGAAUGAUAUUCAAAUCAAUCCACAAGGAAAGAAUCAGAAAGAUGUAGAGAAUCUGGAGGAUAAUCUUCUUGAUGGUAAUGUUGAUAUGAACGAGGUGGAUACGGAUUAUCAAGACGAAGAACAUCAAGAGAAUGAAAAUGAUAUUGUCUUUGAUGAUGAUGAUCUAUACGAGAUGGAUUCCUAUAAGGAUCAUAAUCAUGAGAAAAAUCAAGAUGUUUGGGGAGAUGAUGAUCUCAAAAAUGUCAAUGAAGAUAAUGAAAAGGAUCAUGAAAAAAUCAAUGGGAAUAAUGAUGAUGAACUUAACGAUACAAAAAAUCACGAUAUUGAAGAUAACUUUGAUGCAGCAGAAGAAGAAUCAGAAGGCAUCUUCCCCUAUGUCUCCAUAGCGGACAUCUUAGAAUUUCUACCCGCUGCCUUGUAUUACAGUGGUCAACCUCAAUUAGCCUUGGCCAUGAAUGCCAAGCUUCUAGCUUUAGAUCCCCAAAACAAAUAUGCCCAUGAGAAUGGUAUACUCUAUGCCCAUAGUAUGAAGGAAAUGAGUCUUACGCGUAAAUUACCCACUACACCACGCAUUAGCGAAAAAGAAUAUCUCUAUACACGAGUAUGCAGCGGAGAACUGCAACAGUCACCUAGGGAGCAGAGACAUUUGCGUUGUCGCCUUGUCACCAAUAAUGUGCCUUAUUUCUUUGUGGGACCCCUAAAACUGGAAGAACUUAGCUUAGAUCCUUUUGUGGCCUACUAUCAUGGUGUAAUACAUGAUGAGGAAAUCGAUGAUAUAAUUGAUGCAGCCUCAAAUCGUAUAGAAAGAUCAAAGGUUGGACCACUCUCGGUUACACGAUUUGACGAUAUACGCGUAAGUAAAAAUGGUUGGCUCAAAUUUAAAGAGCAUAGAUUUUUGGAUAAAAUUGCACAACGCUUGGAGGACAUAACGGGUUUAUCUAUAGCAGAGGGCGAAGAUUUCCAGGUGGUCAAUUAUGGUAUUGGAGGACAUUAUGGACCACAUCACGAUUUCUUUUUGAAAAAAGAGAGCAACAUGAAAGGAAAUCGCAUUUUGACGGCACUAUUUUAUAUCAACGAUGUGGAAUUGGGUGGUGCCACUGUCUUCCCUUUGCUUCGUAUUUCUGCUCCUCCAAUUAAAGGCAGUCUUCUGGUUUGGCAUAACUAUCACAAGUCCAUGGAACCGGAUUAUCGCACUUUGCAUGCUGGCUGUCCUGUAUUGCAAGGCUCCAAAUGGGUUUGUAAUGAAUGGUUCAGCACUUAUGGUCAGGAACUGAAACGUCCUUGUGGUUUGGAACCAGACGAUGAAAUAUCCAAUAAAUAUAAACGAUUUUAUAAUUAA